CAUACUGGCCGCCUUGUUAUCGGAGACCACAGAUCAACCUCUCACUUCAGGACAGUACACUGGGCAAUGCAGGGGAAGAAGACAAGAAGAUGAAUGAAGAACUGGAGUCUCAGUACCAGCAGAGCAUGGACAGCACGAUGUCCGGGCGGAACCGGCGCCACUGCGGACUGGGUUUCAGUGAGUUUCAGGAAAGUGAAGAACAAGACGACGUCGUUGGACACUCCUCUGAUGAGAGUUCAGAGGACUCUGAAAGUGGCUCUGAGUCGGAGCAAGAGGAGUCUGCCGAGGAGCUACAAGCUGCUGAAAAACAUGAUGAACCUGAGGUUCAAGAAAACAAAAAGGAAGCAAAAAGCAACUAUAAAAUGAUGUUUGUUAAAGCCAGUGGCUCAUAACUGCAGAUGUAACAGCUUUGUAUUUAAAGUACAGUAAGCCUUAUUGUUACCGUGCAAAGUGGAGGACUGCUACAGCACAAAUCUUUGUAUUAUGAUUUUAAAAACGACCCUGUUAGAUGACAAAAAGUAGUAUUUGCUUUCCAUUGCCAUGGAUAACAUUUUUAUGGGCACAGUGAUAUUACUGGUUUUUGUAAAGUGUAUAAAAUACUGGAUGGAGAAAUAAAUUCUUUUUGUUCCUGCCCAAUCUCUACAAUGUUAUCUAAGCUAUCCCCCUCCUUAUUCCAUGCCAGAUAAGGAAACUUCAUGUUAGUGUUUUAUUUAGUUAGUACCCCAGUCUUGAGUUUUUAACUAUUAAGAUACAUGUGAAUUGCUGGAUGUUGCAUUAGUUGUAAAAUACCAGUAUCAGCACUAUUUUGUGAUGUACUAGAGCUUUAAACAUUGAUUUUGUCUGUAGAUGCUAGUGUUGGCAGGGCAAAGAGGAGAAAUGGCUCACUUCUGUCACAGUAUUAAUCGCUGCAUCCACCUGAAGUCCUACAGCAGCUGCACAGGAGAAGGUGUUUUAGAAAUGCGUAGUACAACAGAAAGCUCUGAUGGCUCCUCUGGCUUUAUAACGAGAGGGAUAAGCUGUAGUUCUUUAUACCUGGCAGUAGAAAAGUGAUUUUUUUAAUUCAGGAUUCCUGGUUAUAGCACUGACCUGUUAUUAAAAGUAACUCCUCCCGCAGAAAACAGCUUCCUCUGAAAGAGAAAAGAUGCUUAGGUAAUGAAAAGGAUAUACAAAUCACUUAGCUUUUUAAAGCACAGAAUACAGAGUUAAGUAUG
Molecule: messenger RNA, 1211 nt
Organism: Merops nubicus (carmine bee-eater)
Lineage: Eukaryota; Metazoa; Chordata; Aves; Coraciiformes; Meropidae
Product: chromosome unknown open reading frame, human C11orf58
Exons: 3
Coding region: 90-392 (100 amino acids)
Source: RefSeq, a predicted model, not a curated record